Messenger RNA from Penicillium odoratum, 3192 nucleotides. RefSeq names its product non-ribosomal peptide synthetase. The coding region runs from base 1 to 3192 and encodes 1063 amino acids. The transcript has a single exon. Lineage: Eukaryota; Fungi; Ascomycota; Eurotiomycetes; Eurotiales; Aspergillaceae. The record is from RefSeq and is a predicted model, not a curated record.
AUGAUAUAUGAACCUUCCGUUGAAUAUGACUCCAUAGUGGCCCAGAAUUCAGGGUUGGGCCAGCUCUUCCACAACCAAGUCUUGCGAACCCCCGACGCCAUUGCAGUGGUUGACGGCCUCUUGAGCCUAACCUACCAUGAACUCCAUAUCAAAUCCCUCGAAAUCGCCAAUGAGCUCCAAAAAGAUCACAUUCUCGUCCGCGAAGAGCCGGUGGGAAUUAUUGUGCGUCACGGCAUUUGGGGCGUCGUUGCCCAGAUGGCGAUCAUCUAUGCAGGUGGCAGUUGUGCAACUAUGGAUCCCACGCUUCCUGCGAGUCAGAUCAAAGCUCGCCUGCAACGCGUACACGCUCAAUAUAUUCUCGUGGAUACUGAAAAUUCUUAUCACACGGAUCUCCUAUCCUCCUUCCACCAGGUUAUCGUGAACACACAGCAACAGCUAUCGACCAUAUCCGAGAUUUCGACAACCUUGGCGCAGCAAACAACAGAAAAACCACUCGAGUCCCCCCUUCCUACUCUCACCGAUAUCGAGCAUCGGUCGCAUAUCAUACAUACAUCAGGGACAACAAGCGAGCCCAAGGCAGUUGAAAUAGUUACGCGCUCUAUUCUGGAGGUGGUGUAUCAUGCACCGUUCGAGCCUCUGCGCUCAACGGAUGUUGUUGCACAUGUCAACAACACCACCUUUGACGUGGCUCUCUUUGACAUCUGGGCUCCAUUGCUUCGAGGCGCUCGGAUUGCUGUACUUCCGAAGACAGUACUCCUGGAUAUGCCUGUUAUGGCAGAGCGCAUCGACAAACUGGGAAUCACCGUCAUGGCUACAACUACUGCGUUGCUCAACCUGGCCGCGGCCACAUUUCCUCAAGCAUUUUCAUUACUGCGAAUGUGUUGGAUCGGUGGCGAGGCGGCAAAUAUGAAGGCCGUAAAGGAAAUCUUCGAUCAUGGUCCACCGGAUAUCCUCAUCAACGCCUAUGGACCCACUGAGUGCUGUGUACUUUGCCUCGCUCAUCGAAUUACAAUCGAAGAUGUCAACGCUGAUAAGGUCAGUAUUGGCAAGCCAAUUGGGAAAACGAUCGCAUAUAUCUGCUCUCCCGAGACUGGCGAGGCCGUGGCUGACGGCGAAGCGGGAGAACUUUGGGUUGCCGGUCCCGGAGUUUCUCGUGGGUAUUUGAACGAAGCCGAGAAAAACUCCAAAGCUUUCGUAUCUGUAGACAUGGUUGGCAAAGAUGGCAUGGCAAUCCAGGUCCACAUGUAUCGCACUGGUGACCUCGUACGGCGAUCACCGGUGAAUGGGCAGAUUGAUUUCCUCGGCCGAGCGGACAAUCAAGUCAAGAUUCGUGGAUAUCGAAUCGAGCUGGAAGCUGUGGAAGAAGCUCUCAGGAAAACAGGCCAAUUCUCUGAUGUUGCAGCUCUCAAAGUCGAUGCGUCUCAAGACGGAGCCAGCUCAUUGCUUGCUGCUUAUGCGGUUCCAGUCUCACCGGAACUCGUGUCGAUUCAACAGGCAACUGAAGUGUUGCGGAGCCUUUUGCCAGAGUACAUGGUUCCUAGAAUCGAGCUUAUCGAAAGGAUGCCUUUGAACUCACAUGCCAAGAUUGAUCGCAAGCAAUUGGCUCAGUAUUAUCGCCAACGGUGGAAUGAGUCGAAGCCCGUGCAGCCUACUGCGGUAUCCAAUUUGAAUUUUCCCGCGGAGGAAGAUGUCAAGGCCAACAACACCACUCGCAAACGCCUGGAAGGUCUUUGGGAUAACAUUCUGGGCUCACCAGACACCAGUAUUUAUCGUGAUUGCGACGAUUUCUUUGAGCUAGGAGGCACCUCCUUACAGGCGUCGCUUUUGAUCAGUCAGAUCCGUGCCGCAUUCAAGUGCGAAAUGUCUUUGUUGGCACUAUAUGACAACUCUACUCUGAGCGCUCUAGCUUCCACAAUCGACAGUGCGCAGGUAAAGGCUCUUACAGCAGUGCGAAAUGAGCGUGAUAUAUGGGUCGCCGAUACCUAUAUUGCAGAUCAUGUGGCCUCUCCUGUGUCUAGACAGGUCGUUGACUGGCGCCGAGACACUGAGGGUCGUGUUUUCUUCACCGGUGCCACCGGAUUUGUCGGCGCUUUCAUGCUCGUUGAUUUGCUAAAGAUGAAGGAAGUUCACCAAAUUGGUUGUCUUGUUCGCGCAUCAAGCCCUGCUAUUGGACUACAGCGACUUAAGGCUGGCAUGGAAAAAUAUGGGCUUUGGGAAGAUCACUUCCAAGAUAAGCUACUUGCACUGCCUGGACUGCUGGAGGAGCCAGACCUAGGCCUGGGUGCUGAGCGAUUUGAAGAAAUCGCGAACUGGGCGAGUGUGAUUUUCCACCUCGGUGCUCGCGUGAACUACACCCAGCCCUACUCGUUGCAUCGCCCAGCCAAUACCCUGGGAACGCUCCAUAUAAUGAAGUUUGCCAUUACAGGUCGUCUCAAGGCAAUGCACUACGUCUCUAGUAUUUCGUGUUUUGGUCCCACAGGGAUGUUUGUUGGGACUCGACGGGUAUUGGAGGAUGAAUGUUUGAUGAAGCAUUUGGAUGCCUUGCCCUACGAUCACGGCUAUGCACAGAGCCAAUGGGUUGUGGAGCAACUGCUGCGUCGGUUGAUUGCACGGGGAUUCCCAAUUGCAGUUUACCGCCCUGGCUUUAUCACCGGGCACAGUCAGACGGGAGUCUGCAAUCCAGACGAUUUCUUCAGUCGACUGAUACUAGCCUGUGAGCAAAUGGGCUGUUACCCCCGACUGCCAAACCAACGCAAGGAGUUUGUUCCCGUCGACUACGUGAACGGCAUCAUUCUGCAAGUCGCCAAGUUGUCCUCCUCGCCUUCCAAGGGCAGCCAAUUGCUUGGACAUGCGUAUCAUAUCGUCCCUCCAAGCCCAGACGUAUCUAUUGACAUGGAUGAUACCAUGGAACUUGUCGGUCAGGCUUCCGACACGGGGCCUAUAAUCAACGUUGGCUACCAGGAUUGGAUUGAGAAACUGGCCGCAGCACCACCACUGCCUCUGCAGCCGUUGCAGCCUAUGCUUGCCGAAAUCGUCCACAAGGGGAUGACUCGGUGGGAGCUAUAUGAGAACAUGCCAAUCUAUGAUCAAACAAAUGUUGAGCAGGCUUUGGCAACGACUGCUGUUCAAUUUCCGGCGUUGGAUGCAACAUUAAUGGGUAAAUACAUGCAUCAUUUGAAGAUGUCCAACUAG